AUGUCUCGGUACCUUCUCUUGUUGUGGCUGAAGUUCCUAGGUGAAGAUGACCUCCGCCCCUGCAUAUCUGAUGACAGAGAAUACUUAGCCGUUAUGAUGCAAGCCUUUAUGCCUCGGUUUGUAAGAUCGAUCUCUCCAAUGGCCAGCGAGUAUCUUCCAGGCGAUGCUCAUAACCUGUGCAUCGACUUAGCCAAUCGAAUGGAGGCCAUUGAAGACGACUGCAAUUUCCAGACAUUCAUUGCAAUGUACCGGGAACGUUACGUCCGGAAACCAUUGCCACAAAGAGCUGUGGUUGAGCUAUGCUUGCUUCAUGUUUUGAAAAUGCCCUUCGAGCUGAAUUCCUCCAUCAAGAACUCGUUGAUACGUUACUAA
Penicillium expansum is the source of this 372-nucleotide messenger RNA. RefSeq lists its product as uncharacterized. The coding region runs from base 1 to 372 and encodes 123 amino acids. The record is from RefSeq and is a predicted model, not a curated record. The transcript has 2 exons. Lineage: Eukaryota; Fungi; Ascomycota; Eurotiomycetes; Eurotiales; Aspergillaceae.